AUGGUGCCUAGCAACGUCACCCAUCAGGGCCAGGAGGCAAGCGAGGGCCGUCUGCUCCAGCUUGCUGUCACUUGGUUCCAGGAUGUUCUGUGGCUUGACCAGGCUCCCUCACAGCACAUCCCAAAGCCAUGGGUGAUCCCAGUCCUAAAGGGGACCCUACAGCGCAUCUUUGGGACCAGCCAGGUGUUCCAGAACUUUGAUGAUAUAAAGCCAAAGUCCACGGGGUUAACAGUGCACCUCAAAGUCAAGGAGUACUACCAUCAAGGCCAUCAGUGCUUGGAGCAAGAAGACUGGGAGGUGGCCGUGCUGUUCUUCUCCCGUGCCCUCCACCUGGACUCCCAGCUGGUAGAAUUCUAUGCCUUAAGAGCCGAGGCCUACAUCCAUCUCUGUGACUUCUCCUCGGCUGCCCAGAACCUGCGAAGGGCCUACUCCCAGGCAGACAACACCGAUUACCUGGAGCGGCUCACCUUUGUGCUUUACCUGAAGGGCCAGUGCCUGUUCGAGCAAUGUGCCUUUCUGGAUGCCCUGAAUGUCUUCUCGCAAGCCUCUGAGCUCCAGCCUGAGAAGUCCUGCUUCCGUUAUCGAUGCAUGGCCUGUCUCCUGGCUCUCAGACGGCAUCAUGAAUGCCUCUCCUUCGUCACCAAGGAGCCCAACCUCUGCUAUCAAGACCUACACAGUGCCUUGCUGUUGGACCCCAAGCACCCACAGGCCAAAGUGCUGCUCAAGGUGAUGGUGGGCCAGGCCCAGCAGGCUCGCCAAGAUGCUGGGAUCCUGGCCGUGCAGGGCAAGCUGCAACACGCACUGCAGUGCAUCAACUGUGCCAUCGAGAACAACCCUCUAGACCCCAGCCUCUUUGUCUUCCGGGGCACCAUGUACCGACGGCUCCGGGAGUUUGAUGCUGCCGUGGAGGACUUCCUGAAAGCACUGGACAUGAUGACCGAGUCCCAGAAGGAGUUGGUGCAGCAGGCGCAGCGCCAACUGCUGCUGGCCUACAACGACUUCGCGGUGCACUGCUACAUGCAGGGCGCCUACCAGGAGAGUGUGCUGCUGCUCAACAAGGCGCUCAAGGACGAGCAGAAGGAGAAAGGCCUCUAUAUCAACCGCGGCGAUUGCUUCUUCCAGCUGGGCAACCUGACCUUUGCUGAGGCGGACUACCAGCAGGCGCUGGCGUUGAGCCCGAGGGACGAGGGCGCCAACCUGCGAAUGGGUCUGCUGCAGGAGAAGCUGGGCUUCUGCGAGCAGAGAAGCAGGCAGUUCCAGAAGGCAGAGAGCCACUUCUCAGUGGCCAUCCAGCACAAUCCCCAGAAGGCCCAGUACUACCUGUACCGUGCCAGGAGCCGGCAGCUCUUGCAGAACAUUUUUGGGGCCCGCCAGGAUGUUGCCACUGUCCUGCUCCUUGACCCCAAGCUACCAAAGGUGCUCCCGCUGAUGGCCAGUCUUUUCCCUGGCAUGUCAGUGGAGGAGGUGCUUGGCAGCCAGGUGGCCCACCUGGCCAGGUUGCUGCUGGAUCGGGUGGUGGAGAGCAGCCUGCAGGCCAGCACCCCUCAAGAUAUCAUGGGGCAGCUCAAGGAGCGGGAACUAGAGCGCCAGAAGGCCCAGGCCCUGUGGCUCUCAUGGAAGCUGGAACAGCCCUUGUUCGAGACCUCCAAAGAGUGGGAGGCCACUCGCCAGUCCCUGCAGGCAAAGCCAGAACGCCCAGAGUUAGAGGCUGAGGCCCCUGAGGAGAAAGAGGAGGAGAAGCUGGAGCCGGCCCCCAGCAAGGAGAGGUCCCUGACCGACAGCUAUGUUGACCAGACCUCUUCGGGCUCCGUCUGGGGCUGCAGGACCACAUCCAUGUCAGAAAUGGAGAUGUCCACUACCUGCCAGGAAUACAAGAGCACCUCGACCACUGCUGUGACAUUCUCUGACUCCUCACUGCUAAGGACACAGUCCUCAGACUUGGGGGACAACAGGGAAGACCUAAACCUGAGCCACAGCCCUAGAAAAUCCAAAUAUGCCCAGGGCCAGAGCUGGAGGCCCAGCGGGACCGAGGCCACCCAGAGCCGGAGGCCCGGUGGGACCAAGGCCGCCCAGAGCCAGAGGCCCGGUGGGACCAAGGCCGCCCAGAGCCAGAGGCCCGGUGGGAUCGAGGCCGCCCAGGGCCCCAGGCAAAAGUUCAACAAGACUAAAGCCACCCAGGGCUCAAAGCAGAGGUUCAGAAAGGCCAAGGGUGCCUAUGGCUGGAACUGGGGAUUCAGAAAGGCUGAUGCCACACAGGACCAGAGCUGGGGACUGAUCCAAAGUUCCAGCAAGACCAAGACUUUCUAUGACCGAAGUUGGAGCCCCUGCAACACUGAGGUCACCCAAGGCCAGGGCCAGAGCCAGAGGUCCAGCAAGUCCAAGGCUUCCCAGAGCUGGAGCCCAGAGCGUGAACCCAGGCUCCAGCAAGACCAAGGUCAACUGGGGACUGAGCCCAAGUCUCAGCAAUACCCAGGCCACCCAGGGCCUGAAAUAGAACCCCAGCCCUAG
Vicugna pacos (alpaca) is the source of this 2508-nucleotide messenger RNA. The record is from RefSeq and is a predicted model, not a curated record. Lineage: Eukaryota; Metazoa; Chordata; Mammalia; Artiodactyla; Camelidae.